UAGACCAUGACGUCACAACAUGGCGGAUCUGUGUGGCGCACCGGACACUUCACUGGGUCAACCUUUAUUUUAAGGUCGUUAUUUAGACACUACGCAGUCACUAUAUAACAAAACGUGCGUUAAUGUGAUUUCUGUCUCUGGUUGUCUACACAUUUGAUGCUAAACAGAGAGUUUUCUGGCGUCAACGCUCACUUGACUGAAGCCUCUCCACGGAGAGCUCUGAGCGGGCUGGAAGCUGCAACUAGCCGGAAGAACACAACCAGCGGGGAGUCUCCAAAGGUACAACUCAGGUCUUGCUCCCACUUGGUCCUAGAAUUCAGGGGUUUAACCUCUGUAAGGGCCAGAAUGCGGUUAUAUGACAAGGGGAUGGAGAUAGACUGCCAGCCCGAGGAACCGGUUAUCUCUUCUUUUGACGAGGACUGUGUUGAGCUUGGUGACGUCAAGGACAUGAGAUUGGAGGCAGAGGCAGUUGUCAGUGACGUUCUUUUUGCCGUUGCUGAAAUGCACUUGUCACAAAGUUUCAACAGCGCGAGGGAUGUGGCCCACAUCAACGUGGAAACAAAAGAGGGAAACCGGUAUUGUCUGGAACUCACAGAGUCCGGACUACGGGUGGUGGGCUAUGCCUUCGAUCAAGUGGACGAGGAUUUGAACACCCAGUAUCAUGAGACUGUUUACUCUCUUCUGGACAAGCUGAGUCCGGGUUACAGAGAAGCCUUUGGGAACGCUUUACUCCAGCGGCUCGAGCAGCUGAAGCAAAACGGACAAUAAAAAGAACCAACAUGCUGUAUAAGUGGAAUGAGGGCUGAUGAUGCAGGGUGUAUUUUGAUGUAUCCACCUGCCUAGCUACCAUUACAAUAAGAGCCCCAUCAACUUAUUUUCAUACCAUUGAAUGACUUCUACUGCUAGGUAUUGGCUAUAUGGGCUCUGUUGCAACAUUGUGUUGUUGACUUUACUGUGGUAAGAUCUUCCAGCUUCCACAUGAUUCGAAUCUGUGUCAGCACAUCGUCUGAGUAUUCUGCACCUUUUUGUAUUUGUAAUUAUCCGAGAAGGUGGAGCAGCAAGUUGUGAAUUAUUUUUCCAGUUUAUUCCUCUACCCUGCUUUCACUGUAGUUCUGAGCUGAUAUCUGCUCAAAUAUACGUAGGUACUACUUAUUCAGCACCUCAAAGCGCCAAAGCUUUAUUCUUUCAACUCAAGCUGCCUUAAUGACCUUUGGUUAAAAAAAAAAAACAUUGACCCGUUACUUAUUUUGUAUAGACGGAGAUAAAAAAGGUAUUUUGUAUGGCUGACAAGGUCAUGAAACAUUUUAAAAGUGGGCACUGUCAAGUUUUGCUUCAAGAUUACAUUUUCCAUACUGCACUACACCUCAAGCUUGCGCUAUACAAGUAAAUAAACUCCUUUGUAUUCAUGUCA
Gymnodraco acuticeps is the source of this 1411-nucleotide messenger RNA. RefSeq names its product gsk3b interacting protein (gene gskip). Gene Ontology annotation, biological process: regulation of canonical Wnt signaling pathway. NCBI's taxonomy places the organism in Eukaryota, Metazoa, Chordata, Actinopteri, Perciformes, Bathydraconidae. The transcript is spliced from 4 exons. Gene Ontology annotation, molecular function: kinase regulator activity; protein kinase A binding. Gene Ontology annotation, cellular component: cytoplasm. Bases 157 to 768 code for a protein of 203 amino acids. The record is from RefSeq and is a predicted model, not a curated record.